Messenger RNA from Anopheles moucheti, 924 nucleotides. RefSeq names its product brachyurin-like. The record is from RefSeq and is a predicted model, not a curated record. Gene Ontology annotation, molecular function: serine-type endopeptidase activity. Gene Ontology annotation, biological process: proteolysis. Bases 19 to 924 code for a protein of 301 amino acids. The transcript has a single exon. NCBI's taxonomy places the organism in Eukaryota, Metazoa, Arthropoda, Insecta, Diptera, Culicidae.
CCACUCAGUGUUGUCAGGAUGAAAACCUUCGCGCUUCUUGUUGCUUUGUUCGCCAUCGCUAGCGCCGAAUGGAUCGACAUCGAUUGGUCCCAGGUGCGCCCGAUCGAGGAGUUCGAUCACUACUGGGAACGCGUGCCAGCUGAAAUGCAGAUCUACCGCAAGAUGCUACCUACCCAACGUAUCGUCAACGGACAGGAGGCUACCCCCGGACAGUUCCCGUAUCAGAUUGCGCUGUUGAGCACGUUCCCCACCGGAUCCGGGCUGUGCGGAGGCUCCGUACUUACCAACAACUUCAUCCUUUCCGCUGCCCAUUGUGUCAUCUCUAGUGGUACGACACUGGCUUCGGGAGGUACUGCCAUCAUCGGUGCCCAUGAUCGCACCGUUCAGGAGCCAUCCCAGCAGCGCAUUGCUUUCACGGCCGCCGGUAUCAUUCCUCAUCCGGGUUAUACUUCAACCAACCUCCGCAAUGAUAUUGCCGUCGUACGCUUGAACUCCCCGAUCGUCUACACCGAUCGCAUUCAGCCUACUCGUCUACCCGGAAGCUCGGAUACUCGUCAGUUCGGUGGCAUGAUGGGUACCGUAUCUGGAUUCGGACGUACCACGGAUACUGGAUCGACUUCGCCAGUUGUUAGAUAUACCAGCAACCCAAUCAUGACCAAUGCCGAUUGUAACGUACAUUGGAGCACUACUCAGGUUCAGGCCCAAAAUGUUUGCCAGACCACAGACGGUGGUCGUUCAUCGUGCAACGGUGACUCCGGUGGCCCACUAACCGUCCAGGAUGGUGGAAGAAGUCUUCAGAUUGGUCUUGUGUCGUUCGGAGCUGCUUCUUCUGGUUGCUCGGGCCCUAUGCCAAAGGUGUUCGUUCGUGUUUCGUUCUUCCUAGACUGGAUCCAGGCCAACUCUGACUUCGUUGCCUCUCCUUAA